Messenger RNA from Pseudopodoces humilis (Tibetan ground-tit), 1181 nucleotides. NCBI's taxonomy places the organism in Eukaryota, Metazoa, Chordata, Aves, Passeriformes, Paridae. The record is from RefSeq and is a predicted model, not a curated record.
GGUGUCCUGCUGUCCCCGCAGGUGUCCGGUGUCCCCCCUCCGGUGACAGGUGUCCCCCCGCAGGUGACAGGUGACCCCCCGCAGGACGAGGGUCGCUCUCGGGGGUCUCUGCGGCUCCUGGCUCUGCGCCUGGGGGGGCUCCUGGCAGCCACCGGCGGCGCCGCCGUGCUCUACAUCUUCGGCAGCAACGCGGUGGACGAGCACGGGGACAAGAUCCCCGAUGAGUUUGACAGUGACCCCGUUGGGAUCCGGCACCUGCGGAGAACCUUCAAAUACUUCAAGGAUUACAGACAGAUGAUCAUCGAGCCCACGAGCCCCAAGCUGCUGCCGGACCCGCUGCGGGAGCCGUACUACCAACCGCCCUACACGCUGGUGAUGGAGCUCACCGGGGUCCUGCUGCACCCCGAGUGGUCGCUGGUGACGGGCUGGAGGUUCAAGAAGCGCCCGGGCAUCGAGCACCUCCUGCAGCAGCUGGCGCCGCUCUACGAAAUCGUCAUCUUCACCUCUGAGACCGGGAUGACGGCGUUCCCGCUGAUCGACAGCAUUGACCCCCACGGCUUCGUGUCGUACCGGCUGUUCCGCGACGCCACGCGCUACAUGGACGGCCACCAUGUCAAGGAUAUCUCGUGCCUGAACCGGGACCCGGCGCGGGUGGUGGUGGUGGAUUGGCGCCGGGACUCGUUCCGGCUGCAGCCGUACAACGGGCUGGCGCUGCCGCGCUGGGACGGCGGCUCCGAGGAUCGCGCGCUCUACGACCUGGCUGCCUUCCUCAAGACCGUCGCCCUGAGCGGGGUCGAGGAUGUGCGGACGGUGCUGGAGAAUUAUUCCCUGGAGGACGAUCCGCUGGCCGCGUUCCUGCGGCGCAGGACACGCCUGGAGGAGGAGGAGCAGCAGCGCCGGGCGGAGCUGGCUCAGGGCCGCAAACCCGCGGGGCCGUUCCUGGGCUCGCUCACCGGCCGCCUCUGGCCGCGCUCCAAGCAGCAGUGACGUCACAAACCGCGCCGCCGUGACGUCACCGUGACGUCAUCGCCGCGGGGAGACACCACCGCCACCCAGCGCGGGGGAGGAUGGGAGGGGACACCCCCAAAUCCUCCCCCCCAUCGCCCCCCCCCAAAAUCCCGGAGCCCGAAUUGGCGGGAUUGACCCGGGGGGGGUUGGGGGGGAUUUUUUGGGGGGAUUUG